This is a messenger RNA of Acanthamoeba castellanii str. Neff, 906 nucleotides long. RefSeq names its product methyltransferase domain containing protein. The transcript is spliced from 8 exons. NCBI's taxonomy places the organism in Eukaryota, Discosea, Longamoebia, Acanthamoebidae. Bases 1 to 906 code for a protein of 301 amino acids. The record is from RefSeq and is a predicted model, not a curated record.
AUGGAGUCAGUGGAAACGAGUGGGGUGGGCCUCUACAAGGCUGUGCGCGUGUUCAAGGAGCUUGACCAAAUUGCCGAGGAGCAGCAGCACAAACUGGGCCUCGACCACCAGCACCACUUCGAAGACGACAACGCGAUCCUUCUCCCGCUCGAGCAAGUGUGGACGCACGAUCAGCUCCACUACGAGGGCACCCACGCCCUCGACCGCACCAUCCACAAGGUUGGGCUCAAGCAAGGGCAGGAGGUACUGGACGUGGGGUCAGGGCUGGGCGGCCCGGCCCGCUAUCUGGCGCACAAGGCUGGGGUGCGCGUCGUGGGAGUGGAGCUGCAGGAGGACAUGUGCGCCGCCGCCUGCAAGAUCACCUCGCUCACCGAGCUGCGGAACAGCGACCACGUACGGUUUGUGCAGGGCGACUUCCUUCAUAUGGGGGACGAAAGUCUGACGAAGUACACGACGCGGGGAGAGGGCUUCGAUUGUGUGAUGUCCAUCCUCACGGUGUUGCACAUCGAGGCCAAGGCCGACCUGUUCGCCCGCUGCUGCCGCCUGCUCAAACCGGGAGGCGCACUCUACCUCGAAGACUACUAUGAAGCAGGAGAAAUGAAUCAGCACACGAAGCAAGCGCUGGAGGAGCAGGUGGGGUGCGCGAUGCCCAUCCCCACGAAGGACCGGUACCUGGAGCUCCUAGGCCAAGCCGGUUUCGUCGACGUCGAGUUCGAGGACGUGACCUCGAGCUGGUGGGAGUUCGUGCGAGAGCGAGCGAACCAGUACCGCGCCAACCUCGAUCGACACAAGCGGGUGCAGGGCGACCAUGAUCACGUGGAGAGCCUGGACGCGUUCUACCAGACCGUGGCUCAGCUCUUCGAUCCCUCGCGCCGCCCUGGUCUGGGGUAUUGCCGCAGCCAAUAA